AGGACGUGUCGGGUUUCCUCGUUUUCCUCUCAAUAAUUUGCUGUUUAUAUCCCGUAUUCGGUGCUGAUGUCGACAAACAGGGAUACAUUCUGUUCUGUCCAUGUAUGGGUCGGUUUGGUAACCAAGCCGAUCACUACUUGGGGGCACUCUCGUUUGCCCGUGCAGUAAAUAGAACUUUGGUGCUACCUCCCUUCGUCGAGUAUCGACCUGGAAGCUAUAAAUCUGUCCAAGUGCCUUUCAAAACUUACUUUGAAGUGGAUCCAAUAAAACAGUAUCAUCGCGUUAUAACGAUGGAAGAUUUUAUGUCGGAGCUUGCUCCAAGUAUAUGGCCAGCCGGCCAACGGACAGCAUAUUGUUAUUAUCCGCGCCAUGGUCCAACCAAGGGAGACUGCAAUGCCAAAGACGGCAAUCCGUUUGGCCCAUUUUGGGAUACGUACAGUAUUGACUUUGAAAAGUCAGAGUUCUACCAACCAUUACAGUUUGAUGCCAAAAACCCUCGACAAAUGCAAAAGUGGUUAAGAAAAUACCCUGCAGAGCAUCAUCUCGUGCUGGCGUUCGUUGGUGCACCAGCAAACUUCCCCAUCUCCGAGGAUGAUUGGCAACUACAGCAGUAUUUGAUAUGGAAUGAGAAAAUCACCAAGCAAGGUGAUAAAUUUAUACAAGAAUAUAUCCCCGAAGGACCAUGGAUUGGGAUUCAUCUUCGCAAUGGUGUUGAUUGGGAAAGAACAUGCGAACACAUCAACGACCGAAUCCCAAAUAUGUUUGCCUCCCCGCAGUGUAUUGGUCAUCAUCCCAAACCGGGCACGCUCACUCAGGAAAUGUGCUUCCCUACAACAAAGACUAUCUUGUAUCAAGUCAAAGAGUUAGCCAAGAAGACACAAGCAAAGACGCUAUUCGUUGCGGCGGAUUCGAAUCACAUGAUUCCAGAGUUUGAAAAAUAUCUAAAAUCAUUAAAAAUUAAGGUAAUCCGCUACGAGCCCUCCAGCCCUCACCUCGAUCUCUACCUUCUCGCCCAAGCAGACCAUUUCAUCGCGAACUGCGUAUCGACGUUCUCAAGUUUUGCCAAAAGGGAGCGUGAUAUCAACGGAAGAGCAUCAUCGUUCUGGGCCUAUCCUCAUCCUUCAAAAGAGAAAUCAAAACCCGUCCAAGAUCAUGAUGAAUUUUGAAGUUUUUUAUGAGAAUCUCAAAUUAUAUUUUUUCCUGGGUUUCUUUCCUUUGAUGACUGUUAUACUCUCACUAGAAGUAAUAUCACAGCUGAUCUAACGAGUCCUUGUGAUGUUUUUAGUACCAGUAAUGUACUUAUCAUAAAGGUUUUUGUUGCAAUAUUGUUGUAGAUAAUAUUUUAUGUGGAGAUGGGCAGGGUAUGGGUUGAAAUAUAUCUUCCUAGGAUGAUUGGGUAUGUUGAAGAUACGUUAUUUGUAUGGCUUUAUUUACUUGUGUUUUUGCUAUAAAACAAUGACUUACUUACUUACAUUACUUUGGAUGACAUUUUGUCAAUUUAAGACAUUUAAUUAUUGAUUUGUACACUCAGAUGUAUACAUAUGUUGUCCUGGUGACUGAUUCACCGUACCUCUGGUAUCAAAACCUUUUCAGGCCGGCACUAUAAACAGAGAACUCUUUUAUAAUUGUCAAAACCUACCCAGUAAAAACACCAAAGUAAUUGAAUUG
Lineus longissimus is the source of this 1668-nucleotide messenger RNA. RefSeq names its product GDP-fucose protein O-fucosyltransferase 1-like. Gene Ontology annotation, molecular function: peptide-O-fucosyltransferase activity. The record is from RefSeq and is a predicted model, not a curated record. NCBI's taxonomy places the organism in Eukaryota, Metazoa, Nemertea, Pilidiophora, Heteronemertea, Lineidae. Bases 105 to 1166 code for a protein of 353 amino acids. Gene Ontology annotation, biological process: protein O-linked glycosylation via fucose; Notch signaling pathway. The transcript is spliced from 7 exons.